Molecule: messenger RNA, 1631 nt
Organism: Gossypium raimondii (Peruvian cotton)
Lineage: Eukaryota; Viridiplantae; Streptophyta; Magnoliopsida; Malvales; Malvaceae
Product: protein LIGHT-DEPENDENT SHORT HYPOCOTYLS 4
Exons: 1
Coding region: 671-1240 (189 amino acids)
Biological process (GO): mRNA transcription; response to light stimulus
Cellular component (GO): nucleus
Source: RefSeq, a predicted model, not a curated record
CCCCAAAUCACUUACUAAUAAUAUAUUUCAGCAACUCAAUCUGAAAAAAGACAACCCUCAAAAAUCUUCUAGUAUUGCUCUGAGUAAAGAAAAACUCGAGAGGAGGGUGGGGGGGGAUCAUUUCUCUCUCUUUUCCCAUCAUUCUCAUCAGAUCAUCCACACUUUCCCUCAUAUCUAACAACCACAAAUCAUUAAAACUGCUAUUUCAACUCCAAAAUCUUUUUCUGUUUAGCUGCCUAACUCUCCUCACAAAUGGAAACUGUGUCUAAUAUAAAUCAAUAGUCGGCAAAGUCUUCCACUCUCCCUUCCUUGUUAAAGCAAAGCACUUCUGAUUUUUUUUUUUUUUACUUUGGGUUUUCUUCUUGACGGUGUUGUUUCAUAUCAACAGUUCUAUCUGCCAGAGAAAAGAGUAGAGACUAAAUUAUAUAUGUAAAACUAAAAUUUUUUGGUUCCUUGAUUAAUUUUUUUACAGUUUCUUCGACUUUGAUCUCUCCUUUUCUUGUUAGGUCUAUGUUACACUGUCUUAUGGUCACUGAAAAAGUGUUUUUUAUAAAGGAAAGACGAAACCCUAGGUAGUUAAGAUCUUAUCAAACCUACCACAGCAAAGACCAACACAUCUUUUUGCUUAUAUAUUUGGAACAAGACCUAUUGAAAGCUUUGUUUGGUCUCCAUGGAUUCAAUUCGAGAAACCGAUAGCUCCAACUCCGAAAAUGUCAGCCUCAUCAACGUGAGCAAUAACGGUGGCACUUCACUUCCAUCCUCGUCUUCUUCUCCAACCUCAAGCCGCUACGAGAACCAAAAGCGCCGUGACUGGAACACCUUUGGUCAGUACCUGAAGAAUCAUAGGCCCCCACUUUCGCUCUCCAGGUGCAGUGGAGCUCACGUCCUAGAAUUCCUUCGCUACCUUGACCAAUUCGGCAAAACCAAAGUCCACACUCCAAUCUGCCCUUUCUAUGGCCACCCAAACCCACCAGUCCCUUGCCCUUGCCCGCUCCGUCAAGCCUGGGGUAGCCUCGAUGCUCUCAUCGGCCGCCUCCGAGCUGCCUUCGAAGAAAAUGGAGGAAAACCUGAAGUAAACCCUUUUGGGGCACGAGCUGUGAGGCUUUACCUUCGUGAAGUUCGUGAUUUGCAGUCAAAAGCAAGAGGGAUUAGCUAUGAGAAGAAGAAGCGUAAGCGACCACCAGCUCAACAGAUCCCGACUCUACCAUUGCCGCCACCACCACCAACAGGUGCAAGUUAAACUAUAUAUAUGCAUCUCCAAAACAAAACAAAACAAAACAAAACCCCAGAUGCAAGCUAGCAUUUCACUCUAUUUAAUACUACAUAUAUGAGAUAAUUUUCUGUACUUUGGCCAUAAGGUAUCAUUUUGAGGCAUGGGUAUAUAUUUUAGGUUAAUUUUUUUUUAACUUUUUCUAUGCUUCCUGUUUGCUGCUAGAGUGGUAAAAACUGGUAAUGUCUUAGUGAUUUUUGGGGAUUCCUUGUAAACUACUUUUGAUGCAAACAGUGUUAGUAUCAUCAGUAAUGAACUAUUAGUAGCAUUAGUACUAAAAGAAAAAAGUCAUUCAAGAAGUGAUUGUACUAUCAGUUUGUUGCUUAAAUGGAACUGAGAGCAUCUAAUUGCUCAGUUUUUA